Molecule: messenger RNA, 2778 nt
Organism: Aspergillus mulundensis
Lineage: Eukaryota; Fungi; Ascomycota; Eurotiomycetes; Eurotiales; Aspergillaceae
Gene: ura7
Product: small subunit rRNA maturation protein UTP4
Exons: 3
Coding region: 1-2778 (925 amino acids)
Biological process (GO): maturation of SSU-rRNA from tricistronic rRNA transcript (SSU-rRNA, 5.8S rRNA, LSU-rRNA)
Cellular component (GO): small-subunit processome; 90S preribosome; t-UTP complex
Molecular function (GO): protein binding; RNA binding
Source: RefSeq, a predicted model, not a curated record
AUGGAUAUCCACCGCUGUCGUUUCGUACCAUACAACCCGCAGGCCAUCAAUGCGCUCGCAUUUUCCCACCCACCGUCCGUCGAACUAGGCGGAAAAGGUGUGCCUACCCUCCGCCUCGCAGUUGGACGCGCCAACGGCGAUGUCGAGAUUUGGAAUCCCGCGCGCGGCGCAUGGUUUCAGGAGACAAUCCUCCGGGGCGGAAAAGACCGGAGUAUCGAGGGUCUAACUUGGACGCUUGACCCGCCAGAGCCAGGGCCAGAUGGACAAGCGAAGCAAGCGGGCCGCCUGCGCCUUUUCAGUAUCGGAUACUCGACAACCGUGACGGAGUGGGAUUUGGAGCAGGGGCGCCCGAAGCGCCACUCCAGCGGAAACUACGGCGAGAUGUGGUGUCUUGCUGCGCAGCCGCGAUGGCAGCCGGUCAAGGGGCGGGAUAACAAGCCGAUGCCGGCCGCGGAGGGGGAGUUUACGGGACAGCAUUUGGCUGCUGGCUGUGCGGAUGGGUCGAUUGUGCUGCUGUCGACUGCGGACGAUGACUUGAAGUUCCUACGGACGCUGAGGCCGUCGACGAAGAAGCCGCGCGUGUUGAGCGUUACCUUCCAGAACCGGAAUACGAUUGUUGCGGGUUAUGCGGAUAGUUCGAUUCGCGUCUUCGAUAUUCGGAAUGGGCAGCUUCUGCGUACGAUUAGUCUCGGUAAGGGUCCGACGGGCGGGUCGAAAGAGUUGCUCGUUUGGUCGGUCAAGUGUCUGCCGGAUGGGACCAUUAUUUCUGGAGACUCUGCGGGUGAAGUGAGGUUCUGGGAUGCGAAGAACUAUUCUCUUAUCCAACGGCUGCAGGGCCAUUUGGCGGAUACCCUGGAUGUUGCGGUGAGCGCGGACGGCGAGACGGUCGUUAGCGGUGGUGCGGAUCAGAGGACUGUUGUCUACAGGAAGAAGCCUGGUGAGAAGGGCGACAAGAGCAGCAGAUGGACAGAGGUGACGCAUCGGAGAUACCACACGCAUGAUGUGAAGACAUUUGCUGUCUACGAGACCAAAAACCUUAGUGUUGUGGUUUCCGGAGGACCUGAUGCCAGCCCCGUCGUCCUGCCCCUACGAGAAUUCGGAAAAGAGCACCACCGAAACCUCCCAAGCCUCCCCCAAGUACCCCCUGUCGUUUCCGCGCCUUCCUCCCGGCUGGUAAUGAGCUUCUGGGACAGAGAGGUCAACAUCUGGCGGGUGUCUCGUGGCCCUACCUCAGUGCACGACGUUCCCGAAGGACAAAGGCACCGCUUGGUCGGGAAGGUUAUGAUUCAGGGCGAAGAAAACAUCACCUCCGCAGCUCUCUCCACAGACGGAAAGAUUCUCGUGAUCGCCACAAUCUCCAGCAUCAAGCUCUUCUCCGUACGCCGCCGCAAAGGCGACGAACGCGGCACACUCCGCGUCCAGAAAAUUGAUACGCCCACCUCGAUCUCUGAAGACGGUGCCCGCCUUGUCACAGUCUCCCCGGACAGCCGAUGGCUCAGCAUCGUCCGCCCCAACAGCGACAUCUCUCUCGCCCGGAUCCAGCCUGCCUCGUCCACACAAGAGAAGACCACGGUUCUCCCCAAGCUCGUGAACCUCUCCCGCGCGCCCCGCCACACCCGCUUCGAGAACAUUUCGCACGGAACCCUAGGCAACUACGAGCGAACCAUCCGGUGCGUCGUCUUCUCACACAACAGCAAGAUCCUCGCGACCGGCGAUAUCUCCGGCUGCAUCGACACCUGGACGCUCGAAGCAGCCACCGAGCAGACAAAACCCGGCAAAAACACAUCCGAGUCUGACUCUGACGACUCCGAUUCCGACGACGAAGACGACUCCCCCAUUAUCGAAGGCGAGCGCUGGCGCGCAAUCGCCACGGACUCCCCUAUCCCGCGUCUCAAGUCCACCGUCGCCCUCCUCUCCUUCCGCCCUACCCCCACCAACACCUCCCUCCUCACAAAUGGCACAGCACCCGAAGACUCAGAAUCCCGCCUCAUGGCCCUCACAACAGAACACCAGUUCGUUGAGAUCGACGCCCGCGAGGGCAAACUCUCCGAGUGGUCCCGCCGUAACCCCAAGGCCUUCCUCCCGAGCGACUUCAAGGGCGUCAAGGACCGCGCCAUGGGCUGUCUCUGGGACCUUUCUGACUCCCGCGAGCGUCUCUGGCUGUACGGCACAUCGUGGCUGUGGAUGUUCGACCUGAAGCACGAUUUCCCGUCGAACGAGGAACUGACCGAGGCUGCGACGGCGGAGCAGAAUGGCAGUGACAACAAGAAGCAGAAGCAGAAACAGUCGCAGAAGCGCAAGCGCGAGGCCGCUGACGAAAACGUUCCCGGCAAGAAGAGCAAGAAGCACAACUCCGGUGCGGGUAGUAAAAUCCCGCUUGAGCAGUCCGGUGUCCUCUUUGACUCCAAUGCUCGGACUUUCGUUGGGCCGGAUGCCUCGCAGGGUGAGAUUAUCUCACUUGAGGGUGAGAAGGAGCGUGAUCCGGAGGAGGAUGAAGAAGAGGAGCAGGAGGAUAACGAUGUCCGGCUUGCGAAGCUGCGAAGGGAGAACGCGAACACCGGCGCCGCUGGUGCUUCUAAGGAGCUCGUCAAGUCCGAACCGGCGCGUCGAUGGUGGUAUACAUACAAGUACCGCGGGAUUCUGGGGAUUGUCCCCUUGAGUACAGGUGAUGAUGAUGAGCCCGCGGAGAACACCGGGUCUGGGUUAGAAGUCGCUGUCGUCGAGAGGCCAAUGUGGGACGUUGAUCUGCCAGACCGAUAUGUGCGCGAAUACGAGUAG